AGCCCCUACAGUAUUACAUUUUCUCCUAUCUUUGGGGAAAGGUCUAAACACUCAAGUGGUGUGGAUCCUAGUUCUAGUGUACCCAAGGAAGUCUCAGAUGGAACAGCAACUCCAGCCAAGAAGUUCUGGAGAACUGGAAGACUCCGUUAGAAAGAGGGAUUGUCUCCUGGACCACAGACUCAAUCCCAUUCAUACACUACCUUAGAUCCUUAUGUGCACACUGCAGAUAUCUGAGAAUGCAUUCAAGGAUUGCAGAUUGAGAAAUAGCUCCAUAAACUCCCAAUCUGGCCGCCAUGAAAAAUUUCCGAAGGAGACUCAUCAUUAUUGCAACAGCGGUAGUUUUCUCAAUCUUCUGUUUCAUUAAUGAAAACCCCUUUGAUACUACAAGUUUCCUGUCUUUGGAGGAAAAGAAGCUGGUAAGUUGGCAGAGAAUCCGGAUGCAGAUCACAUCUGAUGGAACAAAAUACCUCAAAGCCUUCAAAGAUAUGCAGAAAAAUUCAGAACCACUAAAAAAUGUGAAAUCCCACAUCUUGAUUGGAGCCCUUCCCAUGGAAAAAAAACUGCUGACCAUAGGAAUUUCCUCAGUGCAGCGUCCCCAAGGGAGCUACCUCUUGGACACCCUGCAUUCCCUCUUCUUUGCUUCUUCCUUGAGUGAGCAGAAAUACUUCAUUGUUGUGGUACACCUGGGAGAUCCUGACUCCAAAUGGCUUGAUAAAAUGACCUCCAGCAUCUCCAUCCUCUUUAAACAACAUAUCCAGGCCAGGCAGCUAGUAGUGAUCAAUACUCCUGCUGAAAGCUAUAAUCCUUUGAAGAACCUUAAGAAAACCUUUAAUGACACCUCUGCCUAUGUAGCUUUUCGCUCCAAGCAGAACAUGGAUUACGCCUUCCUCAUGAACUUUGCUACCAACCACUCUGAUUACUUCCUGAUGCUUGAAGAUGAUGUAAAAUGUGCCCCAGAAUUUGUCACCCAGAUUGUCACCACACUCUCUGCCUGGGAAAGGAAAUUUUGGGUGAUUCUGGAGUUCUCUCAGCUGGGCUUCAUUGGAAAACUCUUUCACACGAAAGACCUCCCUUAUUUUGUUCGUUUCCUUCUUCUCUUCUACCAAGAAAGGUCCUGUGACUACCUUUUGUCCCAUUUUCGUGACCUUCGCAUGCAGCAAAAACCAAUCCGAUUUUCCCCCUCCCUUUUUCAGCAUGUGGGCAGUUACUCAUCCUUUGACGGCAAAUUCAAUAUCCUCAAAGAUAAAGAAUUUGAGGAUGAUGACAUUGGCCUUCCCAGUAACCCUGCUGCCACCAUUUAUACCAACCUUAAUGUCAUCAAUAACUCUCUCCUCAUGAAUGCCUACAGCUUUGAUAAAAAUUUCUUUUAUAGCAAAGAGGUUAAGGCUGGCAGCCAUGUGACUGUGAUUUUGGACAGGCCUGCUACAGUGUACCGAGUUCAAGUGCUGACUGGCUCUAAAGUAAAGAGGAGGAAUCAGCUAAAAGAAGGGCAAGUAGAACUGGGCUAUGAUUCUACCAAUCUGAUCCAUGACUGCGAUGACUAUAUUCUUCUGGGGAUGCUAGAAAAUGGCAUCUUGAAUAAGCAAGUAUUAUCUGAAGAUUCUGGGAAGAAGGUGAAAUGUGUGAGAUUGCUUGUAACAGCCACUUUACCCUGUGGAUUAAUAGUCAGAAACAUCAAUCUCUGGGUUAAAGAAAAUUUAAAUAAUAUACAAAAAGCCAUUGGGAUUUCUGGGAGUGAGCAGGUUGGAAGUAGAGUCUACAGAGAUAACAAAACAUUAAAGUCUUAAAAUUGGCAA
Molecule: messenger RNA, 1796 nt
Organism: Ictidomys tridecemlineatus (thirteen-lined ground squirrel)
Lineage: Eukaryota; Metazoa; Chordata; Mammalia; Rodentia; Sciuridae
Source: RefSeq, a predicted model, not a curated record